Molecule: messenger RNA, 1617 nt
Organism: Penicillium brevicompactum
Lineage: Eukaryota; Fungi; Ascomycota; Eurotiomycetes; Eurotiales; Aspergillaceae
Product: putative pH signal transduction protein PalI
Exons: 4
Coding region: 1-1617 (538 amino acids)
Cellular component (GO): growing cell tip; cell division site; plasma membrane
Source: RefSeq, a predicted model, not a curated record
AUGUUGCUUAAGCCUGCGACACCCCUCACCAUUUUGCUCCUGAUCGCAUUCGCGCUACUGCUACUCUCGUGCCUUUCCACUCCCAUUAUCAAGGGAAUUCCAUUGGCAACCUUCAAGGAUGUGGACUACGGUGUCUUUGGCUACUGCAAAGGGAACACCUGCACUAAUAUCCAUGUGGGAUACACCAGCAAUGAUAUUAGCAGCACCGGCGACGAUUUCAAUCUGCCGUCCAGCACUCGAAAGUCGCUCUCUUCAAUUCUAAUUAUCCACCCAGUCGCCGCCUUAUUGACCCUCAUUUGCCUGUGCCUGGCCGCCGCCGCCCAUUUCCACGCCCCUUCUCACUCACCGCGCUAUCUCUUGGCACUUUUGAUUCUGCUAUUGCCAACCCUGCUGGUGACACUGUUGGCCUUUUUGGUUGAUAUCCUGCUAUUUGUGCCCCAUUUAGGAUGGGGUGGUUGGAUUGUUCUAGCGGCGACUAUCCUCCUCGUUUCCUGCGGGGUGGUCACCUGCGCCAUGCGCCGGACGCUGGUAAGUCGCAAGGCACGAAAGCGCCGGAUCGCUGAAAAUGCCGAAAUGAGCGGCGAGAACUACUACAACCGACAAAAUGCCAACGCGGCCGCCGCCCCUGUCCCGGCGCCCGCUGAGCCGAAGGAACCAUUCGUGUCCAAUUCCCUCACAUCCGAAUCUGGCCCGACUUUCGCGACUUUCCAAACGGAAAGACGCGACAGUGACGAUGAUCGUACGCCUCUCAACUCGCGAACGCCCAUGAGCGAUAUUCCUCCGCCCCCGGACCGCCGAGGCACCCCAUACCGCGCCCAGCAAGACGAGCUGGGUAAUAUUCCUCCCCAGGGCGCAAGUCCCUACGCUGGGGGCUCUAUGUCGCGUAACCCCUCCGACCCGCGACUCCGCCCUCAAUACUCAGAUGGCAGCAUGGGUUCUGGCAGAGGCGGAGCGCCGCCCGGCUUCAAUGGACGCGGGCGAGGUGGCUACCCACCACGCGGAGGCCGCGGAGGACCUUACAUGGGGCCUCCUCGUGGGCCUUCUCCUGGUACGCGAGGUGGUUACAUGGGUCCAAUGCCCGGUCGUGGUCGUGGUGGAAUGGCUCCAGGCCGAGGGCCACCUGGUGGAUACAUGCCUGGCCCGGCUCGCGGCUUCGACGCAUACGGUCACCCUACGUCGCCUCCCCAUGAUGACCCUUAUGGGUACGAGUCGUCGCAAGGACCAAUGCGUCAACCCUCUCCGGGGCCCAUUGGAAUGGCCGUUUCACCUGAGACGGUGGGCCAGGCCAUCGAAAUGACACCACAAAGUCGUACCCAAUAUGACACGCAAGAACCUAUGAGCAGUGUUCCUCAUGCACUUUCUACCGACUACAACGCUCCUCUUGAAAGCCCAACGAGCAUGUACAGUCGACCUGAGUCCUACGUCCCCCCUCGUGCGGGCUGGGGUGCCAAUGACCGUCACACGGUGUCUCCGCGGCCUCCCGGCACACCGCUGCAGUCCGCUCCUGUUAGCACGAACUAUUACGAAGACGUGGAGCCUCGCUUCGCUCGACGUCCAUCACCUCACAACGAUUCCGCUAUUCCUUCUUCUUUGACGCCCGGGGGUGCUCACUUCUAA